AUGGUUAAGAUUCUUUAUAAAGGUAAUACUCAUACAGUAGAAAUUGAACUUACUAAACAAGUACGUGAAUUACGUUUUAAUAUUGAAAUAGUAACAGGAUUAAAAGCUUGUAGACAAAGAUUAUGGUAUCAAAAAGGAGAAGAAAAAAUUGUUCUUGAAGUUGAUAAAACACUUCAAGAAUCAGGAAUUACAGAAGAUACAUUAAUUGAAAUGAAAGAUCUUGGACCACAAUUACCAUUUAGAUUUGUAUACAUUUGUGAAUAUAUUGGACCAUUGGCACUUUAUGUUUUAAUUUAUCUUAUUUCAUUAUUUACAGGAUAUCCAAAUCUUCUUCAAAAUAAACUUGCAGUUAUUAUGUGGGUAAUUCAUUAUAUUAAAAGAAUUAUAGAAACUAUUUAUGUUCAUGAAUUUGGAGAUAUGACAAUGCCAGUAUUUAAUUUAUAUAAAAAUUGCACAUAUUAUUAUGGAUUUGCUAUUGCAGUUGGAAUUAAUGUUAAUUUCUUUGCAAGAGAAAAUUGUUCAUUUUUAAUUAUAAUUGGAUUAAUUGGAAUGAUUAUAUCUAUUAUUUCUAAUGGAUAUUGUCAUCUUCUUCUUAAACAAUUAAGAACACCAGGAUCACAAGAAUGGAAAAUGCCACAUGGAUUCCUUUUUGAAUAUAUUACUUGUGCUAAUUAUUUCUGUGAAAUUAUGACAUGGAUUUUCUUUAAUAUUAUGACAGGUUUUUCAUUGUUUGGUAUUGCAUUCUCAUGUUGUGGAAUUUAUCAAAUGAGAGAAUGGGCAUAUCAAAGACAUCAAAAGUAUCUUCAUAUAUUCCCAGAUUAUCCAAAGAGAUGGAUUCUUAUUCCAUUUAUUUAUUAA
Messenger RNA from Entamoeba dispar SAW760, 858 nucleotides. Its product is annotated as synaptic glycoprotein SC2, putative. Gene Ontology annotation, molecular function: protein binding; oxidoreductase activity, acting on the CH-CH group of donors. The record is from RefSeq and is a predicted model, not a curated record. NCBI's taxonomy places the organism in Eukaryota, Evosea, Mastigamoebida, Endamoebidae. Gene Ontology annotation, biological process: very long-chain fatty acid biosynthetic process. The coding region runs from base 1 to 858 and encodes 285 amino acids. The transcript has a single exon.